CGACUCGAGGAGCGAGGCGCACAGCGAUCCGUGCGAUGUUCCCCUCGCACGUCUUGCUACGGCGACGACGCUACGAUGGCUCUGCGCUGAGCGAGCGCUGCGCUUGUUGCCGGUCGCUUCUGAAGAGUUCGAGUACGGUCGAUUCCCGCUUCGCCUCAACCUGAGGUGGACCUUGGCGCCGGCAGUCCUCGAACGCUUUCAGAUGCGUCUUUGCGGAAGCCAGCGAACGUGCGCGUAUCGCCAGGCAACACGGGCAGCGCAGCACAGUGCGCCGCUUGCUGUUGCGGACGAGCGGCUGGCCCGCGUCGCGCAAUCGGGCGCUGCCGUCGUUUCCCUCUUCUGCCCGCGUUUCGCCCGGCGAUGGAGCUCGUCUCGACCAGGCCUGGUCGAAGUCGUGCGCCAUCGCGCGCGGAAUCCGGUGCAUGCGAGCAGAAAGGAGCAGUGCAGCAAUGCUCGCAGAGCGCGCUCGCGCAGCAAUCCCCCGCUUCACUCGUCGCGGCGCUUCCACGCCGCACUUUCCCCGCUACCUGAUUCUUCUUCCACCUCCUCGCCGCUCUGUCAAGCACCCACGAUGGCACGCGUCUUCGCGCAGGCGCGUGCUCUCAUCGGUGUACGACGUGAGACGGUGACGAGGUGUUGAGACGUGAGCACAAGCGAGGAAAGCGCCUUGUGCUCUUCGUGCAGCAAGCAGCAGGCCGCGCAGCGCAACGCAAGCCCUGUCUCGCAGAUUUUGUGGUACCUUGCUGCCUCGCUUCGUUGGGCCCCCGACGACCGCGCGCACCUACGCCUAGCUGCGC
Molecule: messenger RNA, 797 nt
Organism: Tilletiopsis washingtonensis
Lineage: Eukaryota; Fungi; Basidiomycota; Exobasidiomycetes; Entylomatales
Exons: 5
Coding region: 203-640 (145 amino acids)
Source: RefSeq, a predicted model, not a curated record